AUGGGUACCGACAACGGUUCGCCGUCUCCCAUGUAUGGCGAGACGACAAAACAUCACCGUAACUGCGGACAACGCUUGGUCGACAGCUUCAGGAGAGACCCCAAUGCCGCCAUUAUCCCGACCACCACGGACAAGGAGGGUAAUAGACAUAUUGAUCUGGAGCAUGCCGCUGCCGCCACGGCCGAGUCUGGUCUGUCCCGGCGACUCAAGUCUCGCCAUCUUCAGAUGAUUGCCAUUGGUGGUUCCAUUGGCACCGGUCUCUUCGUCGGUUCGGGUGCGGCUUUGAGCACCGGUGGUCCGGCUUCGCUCGUCAUCGCCUUUAUCAUCAUUGGUGUUAUGCUUUACUGCACCGUUCAUGCGCUCGGUGAAUUGGCCGUCCUCUUCCCCGUCGCCGGUUCCUUCUCCGCCUACUCGACUCGUUUCCUCGACCCCGCCUGGGGUUUCGCCAUGGGUUGGAAUUACACGCUGCAGUGGCUCGUCACCCUCCCUCUGGAAAUUGUCGCCGCUUCCAUCACCAUUAGCUUUUGGAAUGACAAGAUCAACCAUGCCGCCUGGGUCGCCAUCUUCUUGGCCGUCAUCAUCUCCAUCAACUUGUUCGGUGUCAAGGGUUACGGUGAAGCCGAAUUCAUCUUUGCCAUUAUCAAGGUCGUCGCCGUCAUUGGUUUCAUCAUUCUUGGAAUUGUUCUCAACUGCGGUGGCGGUCCCAAGGGUAGCUACAUUGGUGGCAAGUACUGGCACAACCCUGGCGCCUUCCACGACGGCUUCAAGGGUCUUUGCAGUGUCUUUGUCACUGCUGCCUUUGCCUUUGCCGGUACUGAGCUGGUCGGUCUCGCGGCCGCUGAGACUGCCAACCCGCGCAAGUCUCUUCCCACUGCCAUUAAGCAGGUCUUUUGGCGUAUCACUCUGUUUUACGUGGUGUCCCUCAUUAUCGUUGGUCUGCUCGUGCCUUACAACGACCCUCGUCUGCUCGGCAAGAGCUCUGCCGACGCCAAAGCCUCUCCCUUUGUCCUGGCCAUUUACGACGCGGGAAUCCAAGUUCUCCCUUCGAUCAUGAACGUGGUUAUUAUGAUUGCUGUCCUGUCCGUCGGCAACUCGGCCGUCUACGGUUCGUCACGUACCCUGGCCGCUCUGGCCAACCAAGGCCAGGCACCCAAGAUCCUCGGAUACAUUGACCGCACUGGUCGUCCCAUUAUUUCGAUUCUUGUCGCUUCGUCUCUCGGAUUCCUUGCCUUCCUCGCCGCCUCGUCCAAGGAGGGCGAGGCCUUCACCUGGAUGCUUGCCCUGUCCGGUCUCUCCUCCAUCUUCACGUGGGGCUCCAUCAACUUGGCCCACAUUCGCUUCCGACGUGCCUGGAGGGUCCAGGGCCACUCUCUCGACGAGCUUGCUUUCCGCUCCCAGCCCGGCAUUGUCGGCUCCUGGAUCGGUUUCAUCCUCAACUGCCUGGUGCUUGUCGCCCAGUUUUGGACUGGCUUCGCCCCCGAGGGCUACAAGGACAUGUCCACCAACGACCUGGUGCAAAACUUUUUCGAGGGCUACCUGGCUGCUCCCGUCGUCAUUGCCUUUUACAUUCCUUACAAGCUCUACUACAAGACGCCCUUUAUGCGCGCCCGCGACAUUGACCUCCACACGGGUAUCCGCGAGAUGAACCUGGCCGAGCUCCUGGCCGAAGAGCGUGCCGAGCGCGCCACAUGGCCCAAGUGGAAGAAGGCCUACAAGUACAUGUGUUAA
Molecule: messenger RNA, 1728 nt
Organism: Xylona heveae TC161
Lineage: Eukaryota; Fungi; Ascomycota; Xylonomycetes; Xylonales; Xylonaceae
Product: amino acid permease
Exons: 4
Coding region: 1-1728 (575 amino acids)
Biological process (GO): amino acid transmembrane transport
Cellular component (GO): membrane
Molecular function (GO): amino acid transmembrane transporter activity
Source: RefSeq, a predicted model, not a curated record